UUUUUUAGGGAACACUUUUAACACUUUUUGGAAUUUGUCCACUCAAAUUAUAGAAUGACACUAAACAAGAAAAAAAGUAUAAUAAGUAAACCAUGCUUGUGUCACUAUUUCAAUUAGAUUUAAUUUAUCCAUCAAAAAAAUUCUGCAUCCAAAUGUUUGUUAUUAGCUAGUAGUACCCAAAAUAUUAUAAUUAUAAGGAUGAAAUGGAGAAGUUUUCAUGAGUGAUUAAAUUUAACAAAUACCAACUAAAUUCAAAAUUGAUCCAUAACAAAUACCAAAUAACAAACUUAACCAAAUAAAGAGAAAAUUAAUUUAAAAUAAUAGAUAACACAAGAGGAGAGAAACAAGUGGUUGUUCCAGGCUUGCAAACCAAAACUUCCAAAAAGGAAUCCUUCACCAAAAGUUAUUUGGGGGUUUGCUUCUUUUCUCAUCCUUUCUCUUACCCUUCAUUACAUAUAUACUUUCUCUACAAUAGUGCUGUGUAUAUAAACAAAUAUAUCACAAACUUACAUAUAAACAAAGCCCACCAAACACUCUUUGAUACUUCUCUCCUUAAAUAUAGCUCUCUUGUGUUCUUGAAACAGAGCCAAAUAAAAAAAACGGACGAUCAUGACAAGUGUUCAUGAGGAGAUGCGUCAUGUACUCCUCAUCAAAGGCAAACGCACCAAACGUCAGCGAUCUGCGUCUCCUCAUAUGAACGCAGAAGCAGUGUCUGGCGUUUGCAGCGAGGAACCAUCACUGGAGGCAAGAGAAGAAGGAGCUGGUGAAGUUGAGUUCCAGGGAGCUACGGAGGAAGACCAAGACAUGGCGAACUGUCUGAUGUUAUUGUCACAAGGACACAAAGCAAAUGGCAGUGGAGAUCAUUCGUCCACGCACAAACUUGAUUUCUUGUGCAACAAGAAACCAGUAGCUUCUCUAGGUUUAGGGCUAGAGGGUGUUUACCAGUGCCAAACGUGUGACAAAAGCUUCCACUCGUUUCAAGCGCUAGGAGGGCACAGAGCUAGCCAUAAGAAGCCUAAACUCGGAGCAAUCGUUCUCAAAUGCCACGAGAAGAAAUCUUCAUCAGCUUCUGCGGUUGAAACGGCCAAAGGAAGCUUUCUUUCUCUGCAAGUAACUAGCAGUGAUGGUAACAAGAAACCUGAAAAAACACAUGAAUGUUCGAUCUGCAAGGCCGAGUUUUCUUCAGGACAAGCCUUAGGUGGUCAUAUGAGGAGACAUAGAGGUUUAAUAGUAAACGCAAACGCUACUUCAAGUCAUCAUCAAGAAUCUAUACGGCCAAAGAACUAUCUGGAGUUGGAUCUGAAUCUUCCAGCGCCAGAAGAUGAAUCCAAGUUCGUGUUUGCGUCCAAAGAUCAGAUUAUUCUCUUCACGACCGCGUCCAAUUCUUUAAUUGAUUGUCAUCAUUGAUCAAGUAGUUCUUGUAAUAACUCUUUAACCUUGAUAUGUUAUCUAAAUAUUGAUUCAUGUAAUUUGACAUUGAUUGAAUUUAACUUCAAAUUAUUUUAUUCUUUA
Molecule: messenger RNA, 1512 nt
Organism: Brassica rapa (field mustard)
Lineage: Eukaryota; Viridiplantae; Streptophyta; Magnoliopsida; Brassicales; Brassicaceae
Product: zinc finger protein ZAT5
Source: RefSeq, a predicted model, not a curated record